AUCAGCAUCUUUGUUUGUAAGGUUGUUGAAAACUUUGGAUAUAUGUUGUAAAGAACAAGAAAAAAUAAAACAGAACAACACUUGCAAAGAAAAUUCUCUUUCUUUUUAUAUCUUCAUUAUUUGUUGCAUGUUUUGAAGCAACUAUGGUCAUGGAUGAUGCUUUGGAUGGUUUCUCUCCUGUUUCAACUCCUAAGGUUUUCUGGAAAUCUAGAAAGAGAUCAGCUAGCGGGAGGAAUUUAGAGGUAUCAUCAGAAGAUACAGCUAAAACACCACCCGGCAACCCGGAAGAUACUCCUCCUAAUGUGGAAAUGCAGGACUCAACCGAAGUUUCUGAGCUUUCGGAGCGUCGAAAGGCCUUGUUUGAACCAUUAGAACCUAUAAAGAACAUCAAUGGUCGACGACCCUCUGCCGAGUCUUUGCUUCCUCCACCAGAUUUUGAGUCUGCGAACUAUCCAAAGGGAUGGCUGAUUGGAAAGAAACGAAAGCUUGUCAAUGUCGAUGUGGUCGAAAGCAUGCGAAGGAUUGCUGUCCAAGAAAUGAACAGAAAGGAUAGAGAAAUAGAUGGACUAAACGAGCAGCUGGAGGAGGAUUCGCGGUGUCUAGAGCACUUGCAAGUGCAGCUUGUGGACGAAAGAAGCAAACGCUCUAGACUUGAGAGAGAAAAUGAAAUGCUUCAAGAUCAAGUGAACAUGCUUAUGAACAUGUUACAAGAUACGGAGCAAAUGGCAGAUGAUGGUCAAGAAGUGGAAGAUGAAGGCCAAGAUGAACCUUGAAGAUGAAUUAUAUUAUAGUUCCAGUGUGUGCAUGCUUGUGUUUAUUAAAAUUCUUUUAUAGAUUUUGUUCAUCGUGUGUUAUUAGAGUGCAUAUAGUAGUAGUAUCAAUAUGGGGCAAUCAAACAGUACAUACUUGCUUUUCUCAAAAACAGAGGAAAAUGUUAUCUUUUCUUUAAUUAGAAAUUAAAUUACUUCAUUUCAUUAA
Medicago truncatula (barrel medic) is the source of this 978-nucleotide messenger RNA. RefSeq names its product protein HEADING DATE REPRESSOR 1. The coding region runs from base 144 to 773 and encodes 209 amino acids. Lineage: Eukaryota; Viridiplantae; Streptophyta; Magnoliopsida; Fabales; Fabaceae. The transcript is spliced from 3 exons. The record is from RefSeq and is a predicted model, not a curated record. Gene Ontology annotation, biological process: regulation of flower development.